UUAUCUAAUUAAAUAUCAUGUCUCAGUUAAAAUCAUCCGUUAGUUCAGUGCGGUUGUGAUUUCAAUAUGAUUGUAUAUCUGACUUUAUUGUGUUGCCUGUUUUUAAACAUAGCUGUCGGAAUAGAAGAACAUUGCGAUUUAUAUGGAAGCAACUGCACAUCAAUCCACGAUUGUGAUGUACUGAAAAACUUGAUUCACAAAUCACCAAAACUGAGAGCUAGGAGCGUCGAAUACAUUUGCGGUUUUGACGGCGAUGUAGCAAGGGUUUGCUGUCCGAGUACCCUGAGUGACGAAUUCUUUAUGGAUUCACUUACAACUACAGACGGUGAUUACUACGGUGAGGAGUACGAUGAGAGCAUGCAAAGCAAUGAGCUGUCAGAAGAAACCAAUUGCACGAGUCCAGAUGGUAAACGUGGUGUGUGUAUUCCGUUAAAUGACUGCAAAUCAAUCUUAGAUAUACUCGAAAAGAAGGAAAUGACGGCCGGAGAAAAAAAUUUCUUGAGAUAUUCAAGAUGUGGACCCGUAGAUAGUAAAAUUUCGGUUUGUUGCGUAAAGGAUACGUUGGAUAAUGCGUGUUUCAACGCUGACGCGAUGCAAGGCGUGUGCAUCGAUGUUCGGUCAUGUCCGUCCAUCAUUAAGCUACUUCAGCCUCCGGUGCCACAAGGCAGUCUGGAUUUCAUUAAAAACUCCAGGUGUUUAGGCAAAACCUCUCACAGCAUAUGCUGUGGACCAGAUCAUGUCGAGAAGGUCCCUAUACGUAUUUGUAAUCAGUCAGCAGCCCCACCCGACGUGAGAACGGAAUGCUGUGGUGUGGAUCCGUCAACAGGGAAUAAGAUUUUUGGUGGGAACGCAACAGCGAUAGAUCAGUACCCAUGGUUGGCUCUCAUAGAGUACAGAGACAAAAACAAUAAAAUAAAACUACUCUGUGGAGCUGCUCUUAUAAGUUCCAAGUACGUGUUGACAGCUGGACAUUGCGUCAUCGGACCAGUUCUGAACUCUGGAAAGCCAGAAAAUAUUAGGCUCGGAGAGUAUGACACAUCAAAUUCUGAAUCGGAUUGCGUUGAAGGAGAGGGGGGAGGGGUUGACUGUGCUGAUGAAGUGCUCGUGAUACCAAUUGAGAAGAUUAUAGCGCAUGAGGGUUACGACCCAAUGUCUCCCUUAAGAAGAAAUGAUAUUGCUCUUAUAAGGAUGGCUACAUCUGCUCCUUACACGGGUUUCAUUCAACCAAUCUGUCUUCCAACAACCGACGUAACAUUAUCCAAAGAUAAUUUAGUCUUCACAGCCGCUGGCUGGGGAGCUGUGUCAACCGAACAAAGUACAAGCAAUGUUAAAAUGCACGUCGAUUUACCAUUAAAGGGAGACGAGGAAUGUCAAAAGGCCUACAACGUUUCCUCCAGAAAAUUGCAACUAUGGAAUCGUCAAUUGUGUGCUGGAGGUGUGAAGGGGAAGGACACCUGCAGAGGAGACUCCGGUGGGCCUCUGAUGUAUGACAACGGCAGAACUUACUCCGUCAUAGGAGUCGUCAGCUUUGGCCCCUCACCGUGCGGCUUAGAGAACGUGCCGGGAGUUUAUACCAAGGUCUACGAAUAUCUGCCUUGGAUAAGGACCAACAUUAAACCCUGAUCAAACAUCAAAAUUUACUUCAAUAGUAUUUUAUAUACAUUGCAUGAACACUCCAGAAUCAUGGAUUUUUAAAUGAUUCAAAAACUGUAUAUUGACAAAACUAUUUAAUGAAUAAUGUAGAUAGAUAAAAUCCGAUUAAGGGAAACAAAAAUAAGAAGCUAUUUUGAAUAACAUUUUCUCCUUCAGAUAAGGAGCUUCACGUCCACUUGAUUUUUUCUUCGCAAGUUAAAUAAUCUUUUACAUAUAACAUACAUUUUAAAACAUGAA
This is a messenger RNA of Danaus plexippus (monarch butterfly), 1890 nucleotides long. Its product is annotated as phenoloxidase-activating enzyme-like. Gene Ontology annotation, molecular function: serine-type endopeptidase activity. The coding region runs from base 67 to 1623 and encodes 518 amino acids. The transcript is spliced from 10 exons. NCBI's taxonomy places the organism in Eukaryota, Metazoa, Arthropoda, Insecta, Lepidoptera, Nymphalidae. The record is from RefSeq and is a predicted model, not a curated record. Gene Ontology annotation, biological process: proteolysis.